Messenger RNA from Pogonomyrmex barbatus (red harvester ant), 4207 nucleotides. RefSeq names its product ATP-dependent RNA helicase pea (gene pea). NCBI's taxonomy places the organism in Eukaryota, Metazoa, Arthropoda, Insecta, Hymenoptera, Formicidae. The record is from RefSeq and is a predicted model, not a curated record. Gene Ontology annotation, cellular component: catalytic step 2 spliceosome; intracellular anatomical structure. Gene Ontology annotation, molecular function: RNA helicase activity; ATP binding; RNA binding. Gene Ontology annotation, biological process: mRNA splicing, via spliceosome; spliceosomal complex disassembly.
UCUCUCACUUGCUCAUAUUCUUAUUUCUAGCGUGUGAUGCAGCUGAUAUAACAUUGCAUUUGUACAAAACAUUGAUCUCGAGGAUUUUAACAAUAAUAUCGGCGUAUUUGGAGAGCGUCGCAUAAGAUGGAGGAGGUUACGAGGUUAGAGCAUCUGUCUCUGGUGUCGAAAAUCUGUACCGAAUUGGAGAAUCACUUGGGAUUAAACGAUAAAGACUUAGCCGAGUUCAUAAUACAUCUGGCCGAGAAGAACAGCACAUUUCCAGCGUUCAAGAAGGUACUGAUUGAGAAUGGAGCCGAGUUCUCGGAUUCCUUCAUGGCUAAUCUCCUUAGGAUAAUACAACACAUGAAGCCCGCAAAUACGUCCACCGAGAAAUCAUCCAAGUCUAUAAGCAGGCAGGAUGAACUGGCGCAAAAGUUCCCAGUGUUGGCAUUACCGAACGAAGAUCUACAGCGUUCUGAUACGAAUGACGCCAAGGACGAGGACAUUGUCAACGACGUUAUGGCCUCCUUAGAGGCGUUCGCGCCGUCCAACAAAAAGCAGUCUACAAAUACCGAAAAAAGUAACGAUCGGACUGACAGUAUCGAGAAAAAGAAUAAGCGAGGAAGGAGAAGCAGAAGCAGAUCGAGGGACAGGAGACGACACAGAUCUAGAUCAUCAGAUCGGAAGGAAAGGCGACAUAGAUCCAGGACGCGUUCCAGAUCGCGAACACGUCACAGAUCGCGUGACAGAACGCGCAGAAGACGUUCUGGGUCACGGGAACGCAGGAGGUCGUUGUCUCGCAAUCGCAGGGACGCGAGAUACUCGAGGAAACGUGACGCCGAUAGAUCCAGAUCCAAAUCUGUCGAGGAGACACUUUCUGCGGAACCGGAGGUAAAUAAAAUUUACGCGGGUAAAGUUGCGAACAUCGUGCCGUUCGGUUGUUUUGUUCAGUUGGAGGGUUUGAAACGCCGCUGGGAAGGCUUGGUUCAUAUCUCUCAGUUGAGGAGAGAGGGUCGAGUGGCGAAUGCAAGUGACGUGGUUUCUAGAGGACAGAAGGUUCUGGUAAAAGUUCUCAGCGUUGGCGGGCAAAAAGUAUCCUUGAGUAUGAAGGACGUCGAUCAAGAAACUGGAAGGGAUUUAAAUCCCGUGGUGCCGAUUGUAAAAGCAGAUGAAGACGAGAAGCAUCUGCGUAAUCCAGAUAGGCCUACUUCUUUGUUGGAACUUCAGGGUAAUUAUGACGAGGAUGAAACGUACUCGAGAAAGCGUGUGCAACGUCUAUCGUCACCAGAGAAGUGGGAGAUCAAGCAGAUGCUGGCAGCAUCGUGCAUCGACAGGAACGAGUUACCGGAGUUUGAUACAGAGACCGGGAUUCUACCGCGAGAGGAUGACGAGGAGGAGGAUGUGGAGAUCGAGCUUGUUGAAGAGGAACCACCAUUCCUGCAUGGUCAUGGCAGAGCACUAGGCGAUCUCAGUCCAGUGCGAAUAGUAAAAAACCCGGACGGUUCGCUGGCGCAGGCGGCAAUGAUGCAGAGCGCCUUGGCGAAGGAGCGAAGGGAACAAAAGAUGUUGCAGCGCGAACAGGAGAUGGACUCUGUGCCUACCGGUGAACAAGAUUGGAUAGACCCGUUGCCAGAAGCGGAAAGCCGCACGUUGGCGGCGAACAUGCGCGGCAUUGGUCUGCAAACGCAAGAUCUGCCCGAAUGGAAGAAGCACGUAAUAGGCGGUAAGAAGUCUUCUUUCGGCAAGAAGACCAACCUGACGUUGUUGGAGCAGCGUCAGAGUCUGCCGAUUUACAAACUGCGCGAUGAUUUGGUUAAAGCAGUUACGGAUAAUCAGAUCCUGAUUGUGAUCGGAGAGACCGGUUCGGGUAAGACGACACAGAUCACGCAGUAUCUGGCGGAGGCCGGUUUCACCGCGCGUGGCAAGAUCGGCUGUACGCAACCGCGACGUGUCGCGGCCAUGAGCGUGGCCAAGAGAGUAGCGGAGGAAUUUGGCUGCUGCCUGGGCCAGGAAGUGGGCUACACCAUUCGUUUUGAAGAUUGCACCGGACCAGAAACCAGCAUCAAGUACAUGACAGACGGUAUGUUGCUGCGCGAAUGCUUGAUGGAUCUCGACCUGAAAACAUAUUCGGUAAUCAUGUUGGACGAGGCGCACGAGCGAACGAUACACACAGACGUGCUGUUCGGCCUAUUGAAGCAAGCGGUAGGUCGUAGACCUGAUCUUAAGUUAAUCGUUACCAGCGCUACUCUAGACGCAGUCAAGUUCUCGCAAUACUUUUUCGAGGCGCCGAUCUUCACCAUACCUGGACGCACAUUCGAAGUCGAGGUAAUGUACACGAAGGAACCGGAAACGGAUUAUUUGGACGCCGCGCUGAUCACCGUUAUGCAAAUUCACCUGCGUGAGCCGCCGGGUGACAUCUUGCUCUUCCUCACUGGUCAAGAGGAAAUUGAUACUGCCUGUGAAAUUCUUUAUGAACGUAUGAAGUCAUUAGGACCGGACGUGCCGGAACUGAUCAUUCUUCCGGUCUAUUCGGCUUUGCCCUCGGAAAUGCAGACCAGGAUAUUCGAACCGGCACCGCCCGGCUCACGCAAGGUCGUUAUUGCCACGAACAUCGCCGAGACCAGUUUAACGAUCGACGGUAUAUAUUACGUCGUCGAUCCUGGUUUCGUCAAGCAGAAAGUCUACAACUCUAAAACCGGCAUGGAUAGUCUCAUAGUGACGCCGAUUAGCCAGGCGGCGGCGAAGCAGAGAAGCGGAAGAGCCGGCAGAACGGGGCCUGGAAAGUGUUACCGGCUUUACACCGAGCGGGCCUAUAGAGACGAGAUGUUGCCUACUCCGGUUCCGGAAAUACAACGUACAAAUUUAGCUACUACUGUGUUACAGCUGAAGACUAUGGGCAUCAACGAUCUUCUGCACUUUGAUUUCAUGGACGCGCCACCGGUGGAGUCGUUAAUCAUGGCGUUAGAGUCGUUACACAGUUUGAGUGCCCUCGACAACGAGGGUCUACUAACACGGUUGGGUCGGCGAAUGGCGGAAUUCCCGCUAGAGCCAAAUCUAUCUAAGAUGCUGAUCAUGAGCGUACAUCUUCAGUGCUCAGAUGAGAUUUUAACUAUCGUCAGUAUGCUGUCCGUGCAGAACGUCUUCUAUCGACCGAAAGAUAAGCAAGCUUUAGCUGAUCAAAAGAAGGCCAAAUUCAACCAAGCCGAGGGUGAUCAUUUGACUUUAUUGGCAGUUUAUAAUUCCUGGAAAAAUAACAAACUAAGUAACGCGUGGUGCUAUGAGAAUUUUGUACAAAUCAGGACAUUGAAGCGCGCUCAGGAUGUGCGCAAACAAUUACUAGGCAUAAUGGACAGACACAAACUGGACGUAGUGUCAGCCGGUAAGAACACAGUACGUAUACAGAAGGCAGUGUGCUCGGGAUUUUUCAGAAAUGCCGCAAAAAAAGAUCCGCAAGAGGGAUACAGGACAUUGGUCGAUAGCCAAGUAGUAUACAUUCAUCCGAGUAGCGCGUUGUUCAAUCGCCAGCCGGAAUGGGUAAUCUAUCACGAAUUGGUGCAGACUACUAAGGAGUACAUGAGAGAAGUGACGACCAUCGAUCCGAAGUGGUUGGUGGAAUUUGCACCCGCAUUCUUUAAGUUCAGCGAUCCAACCAAGCUCAGUAAAUUCAAGAAGAAUCAAAGACUGGAGCCGCUCUAUAAUAAGUAUGAAGAGCCGAAUGCAUGGAGAAUAUCUCGUGUUCGCAGGCGACGUAACUAAAAAAUACGCUUAAUAGUUUAUAUAAAUAUCGUUUUGUUAUAAUAAUUUGAUGUAUUUAUACUUUUGUGUAUAAUUUUCUCUUUAUGAAAAUGAUGAGAAUGACCGAAAUUAGUAUUGACUCAAAGUAGUGUAGCUUUUAUCAUUUUUAUGUAGCAAAACUUCUUGCAUCUAUAAUAACAAGACUAUGAAACAAAGAACAUUUUUAUUUUAUAUGUGUAAUGUAAUAGCUUUCUUGAUAUGUGUGUAACGAAAUGCUUUCAUUAUUAGGAAGCGAGAAAUGAAUACAAUUUACGACGUGGCGAAGAUGUUGAAUCGAUUUUUAUUAGAAUGCCACGAUAAGACUGGAGAAAUGUAAUGCGAUUAUUGAAUUAUGUACAAGAAUGUAGUUACAAAAAAGAAUUAUUUACAGGGCUCUGUGCGAUGUACAUACUUGUAAACAUUGUAAUAUAUUAUAUUCAUUUAUGUCACA